CGGUUGGUGGCGGAGACAUUCUUAGUGCCUGCUCGAACAUGUGGGUGCGCACCCGCGCUGUCAGGCCAGUUGUGCGCUCUCGCCGGAGAGGCUUCUCUGUUGGGAAGUUUCUGUGAGUGAGUCAACACAGCUCAGCGCAGCGCAGCAGUCAGGGAGGAGGACGCCACCCAGCCCCGCCGUUGGAGCCAGCGCUGGGCUUUCUCCUCUUCUUCUUCUCGUCCCCUUUGGAGGACACACACAAAAGGACAACUUCCCUCUUCGCGAUCCACCGUGGAUUUAGUUUUCGGACCCUCGGGAUGGUUUUUGUCGCCUCGACGCGCCUUUUUCCUCAUUGGAAUUAACGCAGCGGCGGCGGAGGAGACAUGAAAGUGACGGUGUGUUUCGGGAGGACCCGGGUGGUCGUUCCGUGCGGGGAUGGGAAUAUAAGAGUGCAGGACCUCAUCGAGCAAGCAGCCAUGAGGUACAAGAAGGCGAUCGCGAAGGACCCCAGCUAUUGGGUCCAGGUCCACAGGUUGGAACAUGGAGAUGGAGGCAUAUUGGACCAGGACGACAUGCUGUGCGAUGUUGUGGAUGACAAAGACAGGCUGAUAGCAGUGUAUGAAGAGCAGGAUCCUCACAAUGGAGGUGACGGUACCAGCGCCAGCUCAGGUACACAGAGUCCAGAACCCUUCACCAGUGACACGAGUUCAGCAUCGGCCUUCCAGCCCUACCAGACCAACAGUGAGAUCGAGGUCACGCCAACCGCUCUGCUGUCCGACAUGCCUCUGCGUGUCCGUCGCAGCAGUGAUCCUUCUUUGGCAGACCUUCUUCCGGGAGAAGUCCUGGUGGGCCCGGAGGAACCGUCCAGAAAAAACCCAGCUCGCUGGUCCACAACAGCUGGAUUCCAAAAGCACAACCACAAAGCAAACACAAGCAGCGGCACUGGCAGCCUGGAACGAAAGGGUAGAGGAGCCCACGCCUACCGGAGUCUUCCUCGUGAUGCAAGUGGCUGGACCACUCAAUUCCAGAGAGAGAUGACUCGCUCUUCCCUCAGUGCCAACCACCCAAUGGUGGACCGAUGGCUCGACCGACAGGAACAGGAGGAGGAGGAAGAAGAGCAAAGAAAACAAGAAAGGAGAAUUGAGCGGAUAGAGCCAGUCGGGAGGGCUGAUUCCUCAUUGGAACAUUCACCUGUGAUAAACCUAGAAGGCAUGCUCAAGCCGGUCGAGGUGUCCAAUGAAGGAGGGCCCCUGGGGAUCCACGUAGUGCCUCUCAGUACACAGGAUGUCAGGACUCAUGGCUUGCUUGUGAAGCGCCUGGAACGCGGGGGCAAGGCAGAGCAGGAGCGUCUCUUCAAGGAGUACGACUGUAUCGUCAAAAUUAAUCAGGCAGACAUUCGCCACCUGCGCUUCGAACAAGCCCAGCACAUUUUCAAACAGGCCAUGCGUUGCCCGGUCAUCCUCUUCCAUGUGGUCCCUGCAGCCAUGAAGAGGCAGUACGAGAUGCUCUCAGCCCAAAGCGAGCUCAGCUCUCCCCAGUCCCACAGAGUCCGCUUUAGCCAAGACUCUCAGCAUUCGGGGGACAGGUCGAGUCUGGUGGGGGCACUGAUCCCCAGGUCUGGACCACAACCAGGCCUCAACCACAACCAGCAGGGGCCCCUGGCAGGAAGCACUCCAGAGCCGAGCCGCCGGUACACCACGUUACCCCACACCUUGGUCUCCAGAACCUCAUCAGCCCCCUCCCCCACCCUGCAGCGCAGGAUAAGCACAAACCCAUCCACCAACUCCUACCUGAAGAACAAAGGCCGCAGAUUCAACAUCCAGCUGAAGAAAGGUCCAGAGGGUCUUGGGUUCAGUAUCACAUCUAGAGACGUCCCAAUUGGUGGCAGUGCCCCCAUUUAUGUCAAAAACAUCCUUCCUCGAGGGGCCGCCAUCCAAGAUGGCCGAUUAAAAGCACAAGACCGACUGCUGGAGGUUAGUGGAGUGGACCUGAAUGGUAAGAGCCAGGAAGAAGUGGUGGCUCUGCUCCGAGCCACUCCCAUGGGUGGGAUUGUGAACCUGUUGGUGACUCGCCAAGAGGACUCUCUGCUGCCCCGAGAAGUGUGUACCAUGCAUGAGGAUCUGCACUACUGGCCACGGCAACAAAACACAGCUAUGCCUGAGGAAAACGACAUAGUGUUAACCCCUGAUGGUACACAGGAGUUUUUGACCUUUGAGAUUCCACUGAAUGACUCGGGCUCAGCAGGCCUGGGAGUCAGCGUCAAGGGCAAUCGGUCCAAGGAAAACCACACCGACUUGGGCAUCUUUGUGAAAUCCAUUAUCAAUGGAGGUGCUGCUAGUAAGGAUGGGCGUCUGCGUGUCAAUGACCAACUCAUUGCAGUAAAUGGGGAGUCGUUGCAUGGGAUGACCAACCAGGAUGCCAUGGAGACACUGCGCAAAUCCAUGUCUGUAGAGGGCAAUAAGCGAGGGAUGAUUCAGCUAAUCGUGGCCCGGCUGGUGUCCAAAAACAGUGAGGCCCCUGGCAGUCCUCCGGUAUUAGACCAUCCUGUGAACUCUCUACUGGACAACCAUGAGCGGCGGAUUUCCCACUCCCUAUAUGAAACCAUAGAAGGCUUGGACAACAGCUCCACAUUGCUGCCUAAUAUGACUGGACGCAUUGGUAACUACCAGCUCUCUCCGACUGUGAACAUGCCGCAGGAUGACAUAGUGAUGAUCGAAGAUGAUAGGCCGCCUCUGCUUCCUGCCCACCUCUCCGACCAAUCCUCCACCAGUUCCCACGAUGACAUGGGCUUCGUGGGAGACCCCCCGGUGGCCUGGAUCCAUGAGCUGCCCAGUCAGAACGAAUGCACGCUCAGUCCAGACACAGACCCUGACGGAUCCUUCCAGAGGGAGGGCUUCGGCCGCCAGAGUAUGUCGGAGAAACGCACCAAACAGUACGAGAACGCUUCUCAGCUGGAGAUCGUCAAGGCACGCAAGUCCAAGAGCAUGGAUCUAGGUUCUGCAGAACAAGUGGUCGGACCCUCCCUCGGUCUAAAAAAGUCCAGCUCCCUUGAAAGCCUGCAGACCGCUGUCGCAGAGGCAACGCUGAACGGUGAGAUCAACCUUAACAGGCCACACUCGCGGAUCAUCAGGGGCCGAGGCUGCAAUGAGAGCUUCCGAGCCGCAAUCGACAAAUCGUACGAGAGACCCCGUGUCACAGCGGCAGAAGAAGAGAACAGCAUGGAGACAUUGGACGAGGACACAGAAGGAAGUUCCAGAUCAGGUCGGGAGUCGAUGUCCACCAGCGGAGACCUCUUUGUGGGCCCCGGGCUGAACGGCAGCCUCUCCAAAGAUGACAGGCAGAAAGAUCGGGACAAGAUUGGAGGGAGCGAAAAGAAACCUGAAAGGGAUAAAGACAGGGAGAAAGACAAGGACAAGAACAAAGCGAAGAAAGGUGUGCUGAAGGGCCUCGGCGAGAUGUUCAGGUUCGGAAAACACCGGAGGGAUGAGCGGCCAGGAGACAGGAUGGAGAGGAAGGGCUCCAGUAAAUCUAAAGCUGAGGACAUGCAGGCGUCUGAAGAGGAAACCCUGCGGAUGAGGCUGGAACAAGAGAGAAUACAGGCGAAGACACGGGAGCUUCGGGAAAAGCAGGCAAAGGAAAGGGAAUAUGCUGAGAUCCAAGACAUCAUCGGCCACACCUUCAGCUCAGAUGAGGAACACACCUAUGCCGGCAUCGGAUCAUUAAACUCGUCGGUGGAUAGCAGCAGCAUGGAUCCUUACAGUCACCACUACCAUCUCCCCCAGAGUCCCCAGAGCCCUCACCCUCCCCAGAGUCACCAGGACAACGGUCCACCCCUGGAAGCGCUGUAUGCCCAGGUCAACAAGCCACGCAAUGGACGGCCUGCAGCUCCAGACAGCAGUGAGAUGACCCCCAGUAACCACGACCGGAUACAAAGGCUGAGGCACGAGUUCCAGCAGGCCAGGCAGGAGGAAGACCUUGAGGACCAUCGGCACAUCUACAGCCUCAACCAGCCCUGGGUGAGCAACGGGACAGAGGCCCCGAGUGGACGCCAUUCAGUAACAGUUGACAGUCAGGUCCAGAAACAGCAGCAGGAGGACAGAGACGGUUUCCAGCAAGCACAGAGACAGUACAGCUCCCUUCCGCGUCAGCCUCGUAAGAACCCCAGCACGGCGUCGGCGGACUCGUGGGACAAGGUGUACCCGCCAGCAGAGGGAUUCCAGACGGCCAAGGAGAACCCUCGCUACUCCGCCGGCCAGGGAUCACGAAACGGCUACCUGGGAACGUCCAACUUCAACGCCCGCGUCCUCUUGGAGACUCAGGAGCUGCUGAGGCAGGAGCAGAGACGCAGAGAGCAGGAGGCCAACAAGGCCAGGCCACCUCCCGCACAGGAACCGCCCAGUGGCAGCACCUACGACCACAACAGAGACCACAACCAGGCCUCAGGCCCUGCCGCGGUGCAGGCCCCACCUCAGUCCAAGGGCCCCUACAGACAAGAUGUUCCACCGUCACCUUCUCAGAUCGCCAAGCUCAGCAGACUUCAGGGUUCGGAGAAAGGGAGGCUGUUUUACUCCUGAGACUGUAACAAGGGACUUACUUGGACUGAUUCAGUGGAACAUUAACAGGGAAAAUAAUGCAGAGAGGGCAAGGAGUCUGUUUUUAAUAAAAUGUGGAGAUUUCUAUUAAUAUUUAAAGAAAAGAUUUUUAUAAUGACAUGAACAAUAAUCAUUUUUUGGUUAUAUCAAAAAGGUAUUUUACUGUCCAGCAUCACGAUCAUCAAACUGUGUACAAGUGCCUUCUAGUCUUUUGAUUGUCCACCUUCUAUAGGCAUCAACCCUCUUGAUUCAUCCAUCGGAUAUAUACAGAGGAGCAGACAUCACAGCUGAGUAGCCCCGAGCGAAGGUCACGGCCCAGGCACGUUCCCGUUGUGUCGAUUGCACUCUUGAGUGAAUGAGGCUUAUUUUUGCAGAGCACUAUGUGUUUGUGUGAGUGCGUGUGCUCGUAUGUGUGUGUGUGUGUGUGUGUGUGUGUGUGUGUGUGUGUGUGUGUGUGUGUGUGUGUGUGUGUGUGUGUGUGUGUGUGUGUGUGUGUGUGUGUGUGUGUGUGUGCUGGCAGGAGUUGGCACAUAGUGACAGAGUGUGGAGGUUAAGCAUCAUGUGUGAACUGUUGAGUCAGAGCUUGGGUUUUGGGCAUGACCCCCCCCCCCCAAUCAGUUCAGUGAAAUGUCCCUUUUGGUUUCAGAUACAGCUCUUAUGCAGAGUGUGUGUCCUCCUUCCAGCCCUCUCUUGUAUUCAAUAUGAUAAUCCUGAAUUCUCUCAUCCUCUGCUGGCUGCUUUAUCUCCUUUUUUUUCCCCUUCACAUUGUCACCCUCACCAGACCGGCACUCUCAGUGGUGGAAAACAGCUUUAGAUCUUCUUUGUUCCAACCCCAGAGAGUCCAGCAGUAUAAAUGAGGUCAGGUCUGGGUUAUUAAUUAAUGUACAUCAUUAAAAAUGAAUGGGCCCCCUUUAUGUUUAUAUAAGAAGAAAACAAGCUAUGUUGCUGGCGUGGCUCUGGCCCCAGUCUCGCCUACAAUGAUUCGGCUGUAGCCGAAGACUGUUGGCCCAGAGGUGUCGGAGUUGUUCCUCGCUGAAUAUUUCAUCAGCGUGGUUUACACGGGGAAACCACAUCGCUUCUGCAGCGGGUGGCCUCAGUGCGGCUCUGCAGACUCAUCGGCCUGAUACAAUAGAGCUGAUUUUGUUUUCCGUUCAUGAUUAUGUCCAUUGCUGGAAAACCAGUCGGGAGCAUAUCUGAUGUUCAAUCAAUAAUUAGUUGUGCAUUUCGGUGUGUGUGACAGCCUGUUUCUAUCCCUGUGAGAACAAGAAUUCAAGCUUUUUGAGGAUUUUUUUUGCAACGCGAGGCUGUUUUUUUCUCAGAAGGCCAGUGGUAGGUUUCAGUUAAAAUCAGGUUAUGGAUUAGUUAUGUUAAAUAACGAGGUCAAAAUGUGUUUAUUGAUUGGAAGAGGUUUUAACCCUGACCCCAGUGCAUUUACAUUAAUUCGAGAAUCAGGUUAGAAGUAGAGAAGAGCAAGAAGAAACUGUUAUCGCUGACGUCAUCUUCCUGGAAAUUCCCAAAUUCAUUUCCACAUUCCAUUGUAGAUGGUUCAGUAGGUGCAGGUGGCUGGUUUUGUUCUCCACCAUCUUCCUUGCAGUUUAUUGGCAAACAGCUGGUUUUGUUUGCAGUUCAUAGCUCUCCGUCCUGUACUGUGUUUAUUGCACUACACUCUGUAUGAUGAAAGUCUGUUUUUUUCCUCCAAACCAGUUUUUUUAUCAAGGGUUUUUUUUCAUUCCUUUUUUUUUCUUAGCUUUUUCUUUGUUUUUGUUUUUUUUGUUUUUUUUCUUUAAUGCGACAUUAAAAACAUUGCUCAAAAUUAGAGGGGUAGAUGGCUAGUGAGUAAAUGGGUGCACACUGCUGGAAGUUACCAGUGUGCAAUGGCAUAUUUGCAGAUGCAUUUUUUUUUUUUUUACCUCCUAUUGUGGUUUAAAUUAAACCUUCGUAUCACACACCUGUUGCGAACUGUCAUAAAUAAGCGUCUUUUCAUACAUCACGUGCCCAAGAUCGGGCAUUUGAAUGAGUCCUGGCACCUGAGUUUCGGAUUAGGACUGGAAUCAGGAUUAAGAGAAAGUUCACGGCUUCUAUUAGACAUGAAGUGGUUUGAGUAGGUUAGAAGUGCUGUCUGUAGGUUUUAUUGUAGUCAAGAGUCAAAACUGUGUUCUCACACAUACAAGGGGAAUUUAAAAACACAUCACGAGUAUGUCUGGUCAAGUGUACUUGUGUUUGUGUGUGUGUGUGUAAUGUGUAGGUGGACAUGUGUUUUAAGUGUCUGUGUAUGCUGCCAGUAACUGGAUGCUCCAAUAUGCCUCUGAAUAUGUCUUGGCAGCCAUAUGAACCACUUGGCUGCUGAGUGGGAGAAGAGCAGAGGAGUAGGAGGGAGAGAAGAUGGGAGGCCUGACCUUGCAGAUGAUUCAGUCAAUGGAGUAAUCGCAACUAUUCCUCCGAGCCUGCACUACAAACAGGAGGUUACCAACAAGCCUGCGCUCACUCCUGCUCUCCCUUUUUCUUCUUCACGUCUUCAUCUGUCUCCUUUCGCGCGUCUGUCGGUUUCACACGCUCGUUUAUUUUGUAUUUAUCUAGGGCAGAAUGAGACUGGACCUGGUGUGUGUGAGAAAAAGUGGCUUGGUUUGUAUGCAAGUGUGUGUGUGUGAGAGAGAGAGGGUUUUUUAGCUCUGACACAGCAGCUGUUUUAACUGACGUUUCCAUGAGCCAGGGAGGGGGUUCAAUUGCCUGCAAUAUCUUAUGAAUUAUUUUUCCUCCUCAUAUGCAAAUUUGAUAAUAUCCCAUAAUGCACGUUUAUUAUCUGUGUUGUGUAAUUAAUGUUUGUGCGCCACGCCUGUGACACACAGAUUCUUCCUGUAAAGCUAUUGUUUCGAGGGAUUUUUUUUUUUUUUUUAUCCUGGGAGAAAUGAGAAAUACAUUGUUAAUGUUUCAUUGUAUUUUUAUGACCAUCCCUCAUUGUGUUUUAUUAUCCACAAUAUGGUACUAUGGCGGAGAAAAAAAAAAAAAAAAAGAUUAAUAUGUAAGCACAGCACAAUUUUCCUUUUUUACAACUGUGUAUCAUUAAGAACUGUUUCUGUCGUUCUCUGUACAUACAAUAAAAAAAAAACUUUUUCAGUGAAUAAAUCGAGCGCAGUUUCCAA
Acanthopagrus latus (yellowfin seabream) is the source of this 7711-nucleotide messenger RNA. Its product is annotated as partitioning defective 3 homolog. Gene Ontology annotation, biological process: establishment of centrosome localization; microtubule cytoskeleton organization; establishment of cell polarity. NCBI's taxonomy places the organism in Eukaryota, Metazoa, Chordata, Actinopteri, Spariformes, Sparidae. The coding region runs from base 363 to 4553 and encodes 1396 amino acids. The transcript has 25 exons. Gene Ontology annotation, molecular function: phosphatidylinositol binding; protein binding. The record is from RefSeq and is a predicted model, not a curated record. Gene Ontology annotation, cellular component: adherens junction; apical plasma membrane; cell cortex.